This is a messenger RNA of Didymodactylos carnosus, 783 nucleotides long. Lineage: Eukaryota; Metazoa; Rotifera; Eurotatoria; Philodinida; Philodinidae. The record is from the annotation of a GenBank genome assembly.
AUGGCUGAUGAUCGAUCAAACUGUCAACUAUGUGGUUUAGACAUUUGUGCAACAGCAUUAAAUCAACUAAUUAAACGUGAUCCACCACAAAUUCAGUUGUCAAUCAAUAAUGCCUUUGAACAAAUUGAUCAAUAUUUCCUAGAAUAUGAAAAAAAAACUGAAUUUGGAUACCAUAAUAAAACUCAAGCGGAAUAUUCACCAAUGGAUGAAACACCAAAUCAUUUGAAAUCAAUAAGAUGUCGUUUAUUAAAUAUGUUUAUACAAUCCACGAUUUAUUUGUUGUACGACUUAAAAUAUCUUUCUAAAAGUGAUAUGAGUGAACUAAUAACAUCGAAUGAUAGUGGUAAUUUUAUAAAGGCACAUUUUGAAAAUGAUUACAAACUACUUGGAACUAUUAUUUCGAAUCACGAUGAUUUUCACAUAUGGAUAGCCAAAAUUCUUGAACAUUUAAUUGAGAUACAAGACGAGAAUAAAAUUAACGGCAUGCUAACAACAAACGAAAAUGUUCGUCAUUUUGAAACAUAUUUUACACGAAAUAUUGUAUUUCCUAAUUUAAAAUCAUUGUCAGAUGAUAUAAAUCAAUAUAGAAUUAUAGUGAGAUUUUAUCUUAAGAUCUUCAGCGCUCUUCUGGAAAACCCUUCAAGACGGUUGGAUUUUGGCACAGUGAUAAAUAAUUUCCUAAGCGCUCUAAAACUGCAACUUGUAAAUAAUCAUUUUUGGCGAUAUCGAAAACAAAAACGUUUUCUAUUAACUGUUGGUGAUUAUGAAGAGGCUUAUAUAUGA